CCUAAAGCUUGUGUAGUAGACAUCAUGAAAUUCCUGACUGUUUUCUUUGCCGUCGUGGCCUGCGCCUAUGGCGAUGUGUCCCAUCUGGGCUACGACUACGCUCCCCCGGCGCCAGUGGCUCCCGUGCAGGUUUACCAGCCAGCACCUGCUCCAGUUUACCAGCCAGCUCCAGCUCCUGCUCCAGUUUACCAGCCAGCUCCAGCUCCUGCUCCAGUUUACCAGCCAGCUCCAGCUCCUGCUCCAGUUUACCAGCCAGCUCCAGCUCCUGCUCCAGUUUACCAGCCAGCUCCCGCUCCGGUCUACCAGCCAGCCCCGGCCCCAGCACCCAUCCGCAUCCCAGCUCCCGCCCCAGUGCAGAGCUACAUUCCCCCUGCACCAGUCUCGAUCCCAGCUCCAGUUCAGAUCCAGGCUCCCGUUGAGAUCCAGGCUCCAGUUGAGAUCCAGGCUCCCGUUGAGAUCCAGGCUCCCGCUCCAGUGAACACCUACAUUCCUCCUGCAGCACCAGCACCCGCUCCGGUCUACCAGCCAGCACCCGCUCCGGUCUACCAGCCAGCCCCAGCUCCAGCACCCAUCCGCAUCCCAGCCCCGGCUCCAGCACCCAUCCGCAUCCCAGCUCCCGCUCCAGUUUACCAGCCAGCUCCCGCUCCGGUCUACCAGCCAGCCCCGGCCCCCGCACCCAUCCGCAUCCCAGCCCCCGCGCCAGUGCAGUCCUACAUUCCUCCCGCACCAAUCUCGAUCCCAGCUCCCGCUCCCGUCUACCAAUCCGCUCCAGCUCCCGCUCCCGUCUACCAGCCAACUAGCCAGCAGGUUCUCGAGGAGAUCGAGCCCGUGUCUGCCGAUGGCUACCGCUACAAGACCGUGCGCCGUCGCGUCUACCGUCACCGCUUCUAAGUGCUAGGUGGCAGUCCCAAGCCAAAGCCGAACCGAAUCGAAUCGAAUCGAAUCGAACUGUUUCCUAACGAACCCCCCAGGGGGUUGCAAUAAAGAAUUCCUCCUUCAACUUGUUAAA
Molecule: messenger RNA, 1009 nt
Organism: Drosophila miranda
Lineage: Eukaryota; Metazoa; Arthropoda; Insecta; Diptera; Drosophilidae
Product: skin secretory protein xP2
Exons: 2
Coding region: 25-891 (288 amino acids)
Source: RefSeq, a predicted model, not a curated record